Molecule: messenger RNA, 945 nt
Organism: Caenorhabditis bovis
Lineage: Eukaryota; Metazoa; Nematoda; Chromadorea; Rhabditida; Rhabditidae
Source: the annotation of a GenBank genome assembly
AUGAAUUCAACAAUCACACCAUUUGAAAAUGAAUUGCCAGGCGACAAAUUAUCGGACCAAAUUGUUACCAAUGUGAUCGUCUCAUUCAUUCUAAUGAUAAUUGCUCAAAUCAUCGCAAUUUAUUUGAACUCCGCCUUAAUUAUCACGACAUUUCGGACAUACAAAAAGGAAUAUCAGUACCCCUAUUACCCAUUGCUAUUCCUUAUAAUACUCAUUAAUAUAAUAUUCACAUUUCUAACCGGUUUGAUUAUAUUUCUAGUCAUAUUUGAUACCGACAAUGAGGGAAUCGUCAAUCUGAUCCCAAUCCCAAUCCUCAUCGCCACAUCCCAUCCGACGCUCAUCGCCAUCCUCGACUUCCUCCUCUGCCUCCAUCGCUUCUCGGUGAUUUUUUGGCGUUCGAGCUUCUUGUCGAUUCGCAUCCGCUGUUGGGCGCCAUUAUUCUUCGCCGUCAUUCUGCCAUUCGUUCUCGUCGUCUCGAUUAUGGCGACGAUGUACGCCGGAUUUCAAGCGAAGCGCGUCGACAUCGAUGAGAGUCUCGAGCUGCUUGUUGCCGUCUGCUUCAUCAUCGAUCUGGCCAUCAAAGGGGUUCUUGGAGUCGUCACAUUCAUCGGCUAUUCGGCGAUAUUGUGCAAAAGUGUGAGGCAACGUCGAAAAAUUGGCAGAUCAAUUGAUUUCACUAUAAUCAAGCAAGCUUUUCCCAUCGCUUGCUUCCAAUUUAUAACGAGCAUCAUCAUAAUCAUCAUUCAUAUUGGAUUAUCGAAUAUAGCUUGGGGAAUGAUAAAAGUCUACAUUGCCAAGUAUCUCUUCACACAGCUUCUCUGUAUUGUCGUUCCGCUUUCGAUAAUCUUCGGCAAACGGGAUCGCAAAAAAUUUGGCGAUCUCAUCAUUUGCCAACGACGACGCGCUCAAAUCGGCUCGACGUGGACAUCGGAGAAUGCGGCCUAG